This is a messenger RNA of Cucurbita pepo subsp. pepo (vegetable marrow), 536 nucleotides long. Its product is annotated as small ubiquitin-related modifier 1. The record is from RefSeq and is a predicted model, not a curated record. Gene Ontology annotation, molecular function: protein binding. NCBI's taxonomy places the organism in Eukaryota, Viridiplantae, Streptophyta, Magnoliopsida, Cucurbitales, Cucurbitaceae.
ACGAGAAAUUACAGUUUCGAAAAUGUCGACAACGAUGGAUGAAAAUCGGGAAGCACCGACCCGGAAACCCGAAGCAGAACCCGGAUCGAAGUAUGUCAAUGUGAAGGUCAACGGGCAGGAUGGGAGUGAAGUGUAUUUCAGGAUUUGUAAGAGGACGCAACUCAGUGAACUUAUGAAAGCGUACUGUAAACGACAAGCGUUGGAGCUGGGAACCAUUGCGUUUCUGUUGGACGGCCAUGCCAUUGUCGGAAACCAAACAGCCGAUGAGCUGGGAAUGGAGGAUGGAGAUGAAAUUGAUGCUAUGAAACACCACGGCGGCGGCGGCGGCGGAAGAGUAAAGUGGGUCUUUUCAUUUCUCUGAAAAAUGGCCACCGAUCCGGCGAACUGGUUUUUGUGUUGUGGUGAAAACAUGAACCCACCGAACAUGUUAAGAAACGACGACGUUUUGGAUUUGGUUUUACCUUGCUCAUUGAGUGACCUUCCUCGCACGUGCAAGCUGUUUUGUGUGUAAAUAUUAAGGAUUUAAUUCCAUUUUA